This is a messenger RNA of Sinocyclocheilus grahami, 1692 nucleotides long. RefSeq names its product sodium/hydrogen exchanger 5-like. Gene Ontology annotation, molecular function: potassium:proton antiporter activity; sodium:proton antiporter activity. NCBI's taxonomy places the organism in Eukaryota, Metazoa, Chordata, Actinopteri, Cypriniformes, Cyprinidae. Gene Ontology annotation, biological process: proton transmembrane transport; potassium ion transmembrane transport; regulation of intracellular pH. The record is from RefSeq and is a predicted model, not a curated record. Gene Ontology annotation, cellular component: plasma membrane.
AUGCGGGGCUUGAGUUUGCUCCUGUUCAUAACUGUGGCUAGUGAUGUGACAGGAGCAUCGCUGCCGCCAGAGCUGGAGGUAACGUUAAGCGCCGCAGCUGCCGUCACAUCCCCCGUCGCCUCGCGCUAUGUUCCUGAAGAGUACGGACAUCCCGGGAGGACCAAUACUAUCCAGCUGCUGACCCGCAGCACAGCAGUUUCAGAACCACAGCCACAGAACUGCAGUCACAGAACCGGAAAUGAAAAAGUAAAUGCAGGUUUGAUGGAUUUCUUGUUGUUUGGAGCUGUGGAUCCUGUAGCAGUGCUCGCUGUGUUCGAAGAAGUCCAUGUGAAUGAGACACUCUUCAUCAUUGUCUUUGGCGAGUCACUGCUCAAUGAUGCUGUCACUGUGGUCUUAUACAAAGUGUACAUAUCCUUUGUGGAAGUGGGACCAGGAAAUGUUUACACUGCAGACUAUUUUAAAGGAAUUGCAUCCUUCCUCAUUGUCAGUAUUGGAGGGACUUUGGUUGGUCUCAACUUUGCUGUUAUUCUGGCCUUUGUCACUCGUUUUAUGAAGAAAGUGCGCAUCACAGAGCCACUGUUCGUCUUCCUGUUGGUUUACCUGACCUACCUGACGGCAGAACUCUUCUCUCUGUCCGCUAUUCUAUCGAUGACUUUCUGCGGCAUUGGCUACAACAAGUAUGUGGAGGCCAAUAUAUCCCAGAAGUCCCGGACCACCGUGAAGUACACCAUGAAAACCCUGGCCAGCAUUGCAGAGACGAUCAUCUUCAUCUUUUUGGGUAUUUCCGCUGUGGACAAGUCCAAAUGGGCCUGGGACACUGGCCUUGUUGUCAGCACACUCAUAUUUAUCUUAGUCUUCAGGGCUGUGGGUGUUGCAGGACAGACUUGGUUCCUGAACUGGUUCAGGCUGGUUCCCCUGGAAAAGAUUGAUCAAGUGAUGAUGUCAUACGGCGGUCUCCGAGGUGCUGUGGCUUUUGCUCUGGUGGUACUUUUAGAUAAAGAACAGGUGAAGGCUAAAGACUACUUUGUGGCAACAACCAUAGUUGUGGUUUUCUUCACAGUCAUGUUUCAGGCCUGUGACCACAUUCUGACAGCUGUGAAGGACAUUGCUGGUUUGAAUGGAUAUCAUCAUUGGAGGGACAAGUGGGAGCAAUUUGACAAGAACUAUUUGAGUAAGUUGCUGUUGAGAAAGUCUGUGUACCAUAAGAGUGAACUGUGGGAGGUUCAGAAAAUCAACAUCAGAGAUGCCAUCAGUGUCAUUGAUCAGGGUGGGAAUGUGUUGACCUCUGCAAGAAUCUCUCUGCCUUCCAUGGCCAGCAGAACCUCUUUUCCAGAGGUCACAAAUGUUACCAACUACCUGAGAGAAAAUGGCAGUGGGGUGUGUCUAGACCUCCAGGUGAUUGACACAGUGCCAGGAGCCAAAAUAGAGGAAGAGCUAGAGACACAUCAUGUACUUGCUGGAAACCUCUACAAACCCAGGAGACGGUACCAGUCCCACUACAGUCGGCACUUCAUGACAGUGGGUGAAAAAGAGAGACAGGACAGGGAGGUGUUCCAGAGGAAUAUGCGCAACCGUCUGGAGUCCUUUAAAUCCACUCGCUACAAGCGCCACAAGAAGGACCGCAGUCAGAAAAAGGCAAGAGCUCAAAACUGCAGCAGAACACACUUAUGUUGAGUUUGGUGGACCUGAGGG